AUGAACGACGAACAAUUAAUUGAGUUGGUGAAAAAAUAUUCUGUUUUGUAUGACAUGAGAUUACCUCAAUACAAGGACCAUACUGUGAGAAAUAAUGCAUGGGAAGAAAUCGCCGAACAAAUGAAUACAAACGUUGAAGAAGUAAAAAAUAAGUGGAGCAAAUUAAGAAACUGCUUCACCAAUGCCUUAAAAAGACGCCACAAGAAAAGUGGACAAGCAGCAGCUAAAGCAGUUCCUUGGAAAUUUGAAAAGCAAAUGGAGUUUCUGCUCCCAUAUGUUGAAGGAAGAUCUACAUUUACAAAUUUAAGUAAAUCAAAUGAUGGCGAUUCGACACAAGAUUUCGAAUAUCAAUUUUCUGAAGAAUCUGCAGUUUCACCUCCACCUACCAUACGUUCUCCCACUCCAGGGACCUCCUCUUUAAGGCCAUCUAUUGCAAAUACUCAAAAUUCUAGUGCAAGUUUUACCACGAGACGUAUAGACAAAAAUGAUAAUGACAAUAAUGUAUUAAAAGAAAUGGUUAAUGUACUGAAAAAAACACAGGAAAUGAGGCAGAAGAGAGCAGUAUCAGAUAUGGACGAGAAUGACUUAUUCUUUUUAUCAAUGAGUAAGCAACUAAAAAAGUUACCUAAAACGGACCAAGCUGAUAUUAAAUUUCAAUUACACAAGCUUAUACACGAAUCGGAAAUGAAAAUGUUAAAUAGCCGUGAACAAAUUUUGAAUACUCCAAUAAAUAUCACUGGUUACAAAAUUAUUCCUAAAAAAAAUAAGAUUCUAAAAGUUAUGAAAUCAGAAAAAGAGAAUACAGAAGUAGAUGUUGAUGCUGAACAGUCGCAGAAUGAAAACUACAGUUUAAAAGCAUUUUAUGACAAUUUUGUAUAA
Molecule: messenger RNA, 879 nt
Organism: Pieris macdunnoughi
Lineage: Eukaryota; Metazoa; Arthropoda; Insecta; Lepidoptera; Pieridae
Source: the annotation of a GenBank genome assembly